Molecule: messenger RNA, 5224 nt
Organism: Octodon degus (degu)
Lineage: Eukaryota; Metazoa; Chordata; Mammalia; Rodentia; Octodontidae
Gene: Tram2
Product: translocation associated membrane protein 2
Exons: 12
Coding region: 110-1330 (406 amino acids)
Biological process (GO): protein insertion into ER membrane; SRP-dependent cotranslational protein targeting to membrane, translocation
Cellular component (GO): endoplasmic reticulum membrane
Source: RefSeq, a predicted model, not a curated record
GGGCGGCGGGCGGCGCGGGGCCGGCGGGCUGACGGAGCCGGCACUGGGAAGUUUGCGCUGCGGCUGAGAGCCAGGGUGCGGGCCCCGCCGGCCUUGCGCGCCCGCUGCCAUGGCUUUCCGCAGGAGGACGAAAAGUUACCCGCUUUUCAGCCAGGAGUUCGUCAUCCACAACCACGCGGACAUCGGCUUCUGCCUGGUGCUGUGCGUCCUCAUCGGGCUCAUGUUCGAGGUCACAGCCAAGACCGCCUUCCUAUUUAUUUUACCUCAGUAUAAUGUUAGCGUGCCUACAGCAGACAGUGAGAUGGUGUACUACCACUAUGGCCCGAAAGACCUGGUCACAAUCUUGUUCUACGUCUUCAUCACCAUCAUCUUGCACGCUGUGGUUCAGGAGUACAUUUUAGAUAAAAUCAGCAAACGACUUCAUCUCUCCAAGGUCAAACACAGCAAGUUCAAUGAAUCCGGGCAGCUGGCCGUUUUUCAUCUCAGCUCAGUGACGUGGUGCUUCUAUGUGGUGGUGACGGUCCUGUGGAGGCCAAGGCCGUGGCAUUCCCACGCGUGCCUGCAGGACCACAAGAUUGAUGCACUCUGCCUUGCUGCAGGAGGACUUGUGUUUCCAGCCACCGCUGAGGAAGGAUACAUAACGAACCCCCGGAGCCUCUGGGAAGACUACCCACAUGUGUACCUCUCUUUCCAGGUGAAGUUUUUCUACCUGUGCCAGCUGGCCUACUGGCUCCAUACCCUUCCUGAGCUCUACUUCCAGAAGGUACGGAAGGAGGAAGUUCCCCGCCAGCUGCAGUACAUUUGCCUGUACCUGGUCCACGUGGCUGGCGCGUACCUCUUAAACCUGAGCCGCCUCGGCCUCGUCCUGCUGCUGCUGCAGUACUCCACGGAGUUCCUCUUCUACACGGCUCGACUCUUCUACUUUGCAGAUGAGAACAAUGAGAAGCUGUUUAAUGCCUGGGCUGCCACAUUCGGGGUCACGCGCCUCUUCAUCCUCACCCUCGCCGUGCUGGCCAUCGGCUUUGGGCUGGCGCGCACGGAAAACCAGACAUUUGACCCAGAGAAAGGGAACUUCAACAGCUUGCUCUGCAGGCUCCUCGUGCUGCUGCUGCUGUGCACCGCCCAGGCCUGGCUCAUGUGGCGCUUCAUCCACUCCCAGCUGCGGCACUGGCGGGAGCGCUGGACCGAGCAGAGUGCCAAGCGGAGGCUCCCGGCCACCCCUAGGCUCCCGGCCAGGCUCACCAAAAGGGAAACUGGUUACCAUGAAAAUGGAGUGGUGAAAGCGGAGAACGGAGCCUCCCCGCGGACUAAGAAGCUCAAGUCUCCUUAAGUCCAGAGCAUCCGCAGGAAUCCGCCACGGGCCGGAGCUGAGCCUGGAGCUGCCCCUCACUCUGCACAGCGCCCACCCGGUCCUCGGGAACUGUCUGCAGAGGGGCUUGGUCUCUUGCCUCCUGGCUUUCUCUUCUUCCUCGACCUUUCUCAAUAAAGCCAAAAAUGUCUCUUUCCCCCCCUUCAGGCCACCUCAUGGCCUCACCUGUGCCAGGUGGGGUUUUCUGGAAACCCAGACUCUUCACGGUUCUCUUUUGCUUGCCUUUUCUUUCUCUUCAUUCACGGCUGCUGCUGUUUCUUUUUACUUCUUCAUUUUACCCUCACGUGCAAUUUUUCUGUGUCUGGUUUUCACAACGGGAGGAAGCUAAGGCCGGCAGCGGGCAGCCUCCGCCUGUGGCCCGCGCAGAGGGCGAGCGCGCAUCUCCCUCCUGGGUCCACCUUCUGGUGCUGACAGACAGAUGCAGAGAUGCAGAUUCCACCUGGCGGGGCUCCUGGCAGCUCCAUCACGGACACUGCUGUCCUGUGGUUCUCAGGCCAAUGCACGCUGCGUUCAGGAGGACACGGCUUCCCACGGGGAACAAGGCCAGGUACGCUGAGCGGCAGCAAGGACUGCAGUCAGUGGACUUAAGCCUUUCUCCACGGGCUGACAGCCGCACAUCUUCCGCCAUUCACCAGCAUUCAAAACCAAACCAAACAGCUGUUAGCGGACCUGCCCAGAUGUCCCUGGAGCCCGUGGGGGCCAGCCUCGCUGCCUGAGUGUCAUCUCUAGCUGCAUGGACGCCCAGCCACAGGUCGCCACCCACGCCAGCCCAGUGUCUCAGAGGGUCACCCGGCCGCCUCAUGUUGGCCUCAUUUGUUGGGUGCUGUUGGGAGCUGCUGUCGUUGCUCAUGUAUGUCAUGCAGGGAGGGAGCUAGGCCCCAGUCCGUAGCUUCUCAGUGGGAUGAGCAGGUGUGGCCAUGAGGGCAGGUGGCUUUCAGCCCCCUCCAGCCAGCAUUCUUUCCUCUGUGUCCACCUGAACACAGGGCUAUCAAGUCUUCAUGGUGCUUGGGGGGGAGGGGGGGUCUAGGCUUUCAGAUGUCCUGACUCAGCGUCUGUGACCCUGUGCUGAGGGUGGGGGAGCACAGGGCACCGGCAUGUUAGUGUCACCUGGCGCACCGGGGCUUUUGCUGAUGCCGUAAUAGAGACCACAUCUUGGGUUUUGAGCAGAAGUAAAGGUGGACCUUCUCCUGGAGGAGGCUCCCUGCUCCUCACCUGUGUUACAAAGGCAAGUUACUGAUAACGGAGGAUUUUUCCCAGCCACCAUGGCGCCAUCUCUCCGCUGAUGAGCAGGGGGAACUGGGAAGAUUGCCCUUAGCUUCCUUUGAUUACCUUAGGAAGCAGAACAGCAUCUGUGAAAGGAGGCGUCUCCCACCUUGCUCUCCUUAGCGGUACAGGGCAGCAGGGUGUGAGCUCAAUAGAGCUGGCCAGGGCCCCCAGCCUCGUGCUGCCCGCACUGCUGGGAGACCGUGUGGAGGCCAGUGUGGCCGUUCUGCUCUCCUAGGAGCCUGGCUGCCGGGGCUUCUCCCUAGGCUGUGUCUCUUCAGGAAGCCUCUGGGAGGCUGGGCAGAACUGCGAGGAGGGGACUGGGCCACAGGUGGCGUCCUGGGUCCAGCAGCCCCACGGUGUUACACUGUCCUUGCUGUCCCAGCGUACAGGGUACUGGCAGUGCCAUGGCUCCCUUCUCUGGAAGUCUCCAUGCAGUGGGCACUGCUGGUCAUUGUGCCUUAGGUGUGGGGCCACAGUCCCAGGGGCCUGGGGCCUGAGGAGAAGCAUUUGCUCAGGGGCAGGAGACGGCACAGUCGUAGCUGUUAUCAGCGGGUAUGUUGGUUGCUUCAUUUUUCUGUGGUCUCUCCUAUCUCCAGUCAAAGUGCCAAACCAGUUGUGAAAGCCCUGUCGGGCCCUCCCAGGGUGAGAGGCCAGCAAAGCCCCGGGACCGACCGGGGCAGAAGGUGCUAAUCUACCUCAGCAGCCACUUGCCCGGUGGCAUACCUCCCUGGCACACCUGUGGGGACACCAGCAGGUGGCAGUGGAGGGAGAGCUUAGCCUUGGCUGGAAGGAGGCCCUGGGGCUGGUGCUUCUCCUGGGAGGUUCAGUGAUAGGAAAAUGAUCUUCACUGCAGUAGCUGCACCGCCAGUGAUUCUGCAUGCUCCUCUGAAGGGAGGGUGGCAGUGGGGAAGGGAAGCCGCCUCUCCCCGAGUGGCAGUCCUGGCCCCGUGUUCGCGGGCCUGCCGACAGACAUGGGUGCUGAGAGGCUCACCUAGUCCUGUCCCAAGGCAGAACACGACAACCCUGGGGGGAACCAACUUGGGGACCCGUGCGCUGGCCUCUUCAUCCCUGAUGUUCUGGGCCGGGGCCUGGGACCUCUGAGGCUGUGCGUCUAAGGCUUUCUUUUGGCACCACCUUCCUCAGCUCGCCUUGACCUUCUGCGGGGUGGAUAAGUAGGAACAGCAUGCACAACCUGUAGAAAUUCCAUCAUCGAGACACUGCUUCGCAUGCUAGGGGAGCCCUUCAGGCUUCUUUGUUGUGCUCCGGCUUUCCCAGUUGGUUUUGCUAAGGAGGGAGAAGGCAGGGCACCCUCUGGCCCUUCCGUGCCCGGAGCCCUCACCCCACUGCACAGCUGUCAGUGCAGUGAUGAAGAGGGGCUGUGGGACCCAGGGUCAUCAGCAUUUUGUGCUUGGGGCUUCUGUCCUUGUCCCGACCAAACCCCUGUCUUUUCAUAUGCAUGUGCCUUAAACUGCUGUGUGCCUUCGCCUGCACUGUGCGCCCGGCUGCUGGGGUGGAGGGCUGCUGGGUGAUGCAGCAGAGGGGGUGCAGAGCGGGUGUGUGGAGCGACAGCGCCCCUUGUCGGUGCCUCUGGCUUCGCAGCAUAGAAACAGAGGUGGCCUUGCUCCAUCCUUCUCCCGCCUGUGUGACUUCCUGCAGCUCUGAGGAAGGCAUUUGCCGGUACUCCCUCAUCCUGGGGUUGCUUACGGGUGCCCUGUGUGGCCCACAAGCACAGACCUGACUUCUGAGUCAGCUGGUCUCGGCAGCAGCCCUUGCCUGCCUGUUCCCGUUCCUCCGGGUUGUGCAAUAACUGUCCCUGCCAGUGGGCCUUCCACAGGCCCUUCUGUCCCUGAUACCCUGCAGUAGGGGAAAGGGACCCACAGGAAGGGUUGUUAUUCCUUACAGGUGUGUGUGUCAGCCUCUUUCCCUCUGUUGCUGUCAUUUUCAUGAUUCUGGGAGAGUUUUAUGAUGCUCUUAAAAGUCCUUACAUUUAAAAAAAAAAAAAAAGAAAGACCAUUCUCAGGCAGGGACCCAAGUCAUUGUCAGGACUGAGAUCUGUUUUGAUGCUGGUAGCAUUGCUGCCGCUCUGCUAAGUGUGUUCCGCAGUUUCUCAUUCCUGUGGAGAAGAUGGAGAUUUCUCGAGCCUCUCCGGUGGGGCCUGUCCCCUGCUAGAUCAGCUGUGGGGUCCCACCGCCUGCUGGACAGACUCCAGUGUGCGUGGUGACGUGCUGAACCUCGCUUUUUAGUUCCUCCUCAAACACCUGAAGGGCGAGCUGAGGCUGCUGGCACCCGAGCAACCCCUAAUGCAAUGUGGACACGGCAUCUGUGCGUCUACGCAGCCUCCUCAUGUUACGGACCAAAUUGCAACAAGGAACUCAAGGAACUUUGUACCUGCGUAUUUAUGCUUUCAUGUAACAGGGUUGGGGGAGGGUCAUCUUUUUACUUUUGGUGAACCUUUUUCAAAAUCCUGUUUCCACUGUUUCUGUCUGGUUUUAAAGCAAAUCACAGUUUUGUAUGGAUUUUUUAAAUGUACAUUUUGGAAAAAAUCAAAUAUUUUCUGAAAUAACUGAAUAAAAGGCAUAGUUAUCAGUC